This is a messenger RNA of Impatiens glandulifera, 868 nucleotides long. Its product is annotated as ethylene-responsive transcription factor ERF027-like. Gene Ontology annotation, molecular function: DNA-binding transcription factor activity; DNA binding. The transcript has a single exon. The record is from RefSeq and is a predicted model, not a curated record. Gene Ontology annotation, biological process: regulation of DNA-templated transcription. The coding region runs from base 7 to 675 and encodes 222 amino acids. Lineage: Eukaryota; Viridiplantae; Streptophyta; Magnoliopsida; Ericales; Balsaminaceae.
GUCACAAUGGAUAUGUCUGACCCGACUCUUCCUCUUUCAUUUUCUCUACCGCCAUCUCCAGCUACUAACGUGCGCCCUUCCGAGACUAAUGUGCGCCGGGAGUACAAAGCGCCAAUUAGCAACAGUUUGAUCACAUGUCAACCUACAGUUAUGUCGUCGACCGAAUCCAGCCGGCCACCCGGUCGAACAAAGAGACAGACAUGUUUCCGGGGAAUUCGUAGCCGGAGCGGGAAAUGGGUGUCGGAGAUCCGUGAGCCGAAAAAGACGACGAGGAUAUGGUUAGGGACAUACCCUUUUCCGGAGAUGGCGGCGGCAGCCUAUGACGUGGCGGCUCUUGCGCUUAAAGGAGAAAACGCAGUUUUGAAUUUCCCAGAUUGGGUUGAUUCUUAUCCUGUCCCUUUGUCGGUGACUCCGUCGGAUAUUAGAAAUGCGGCUACUGCCGCCGCCGCUUUGAUGAAAGGGGGAGUGAAGAGGGAGGGAGACAAUGUAGGAGAUCGAGAAGUGCCUGUGAUGACGGAAUAUAUUGAUGAAGAUGAUUUAUUUGAUAUGCCGCAGUUGUUGGUUGAUAUGGCCGGUGGGAUGAUGGUAACUCCGCCGAGGAUUGAUUCUCCGGCGAGAUCAGAUGAGUCGCCGGAGAGUUUACACGGCGAGAGACUAUGGAGCUAUAGUACUUGAGUUCAUAUAUAUCGAUCUUAGGAUAAUUUCAUCAAGAUAAAUGGGAAUUUAUUUACAUAUCAUGAUCAUCACCAUCAAAUAGGGAAUAAAUUAAACGUAAGAAUGGGAGAUGGGGAGAGAUUGAGGAAAAGAUGAUCGAUUCGUGGUUGUCGUGUGAACAAUAUACACAUAAUUAUGAAUAGGGUUCUUGUAA